AUGAGAAUGUCGUCCAUGAUCGUGUGCAAAAGAACUCAGCCUUUCCUGCACAAUAUUCCCACCGGAGGGCUGGACAUGCAAAUCCUCCGACCCCAGCCACCGAAAGAGAAGGUGGUGGUGGUCAUGGGAGCCACUGGAACCGGCAAGUCGAGACUCUCCAUCGACCUCGCCACCCGUUUUCCGGCGGAGAUAGUGAACUCAGACAAAAUGCAAGUAUAUGAAGGACUAAACAUAGUCACAAACAAGAUCACCGAGGAAGAACGUCGUGGAGUACCUCACCAUCUCUUAGGAGUAAUAGAUCCCACCUCAGAUUUCACAGCUUCAAAUUUCUGUAACAUGGCCUCAGCGGCCAUGAAAUCUAUCGUCAGCCGUGAACAAAUUCCAAUCAUCGCCGGAGGCUCUAAUUCUUACAUUGAGGCACUGGUUGAUGAUGAUGACUAUGAAUUCCGAUCAAGGUACGAGUGUUGCUUUGUAUGGGUGGAUGUUUCAUUGCCAGUUCUUCACUCAUUUGUUUCAGAGAGAGUUGAUCGAAUGGUCGAGAAGGGAAUGUUGGAAGAGGUCAGAAAAAUGGUCACCCCUCAUGUUGAUUAUUCAAGGGGUAUAAUGAAAGCUAUUGGUGUUCCAGAAUUCGAUAAGUACUUCCGUGCUGAAUCAUUUUCAGAUGAAGAAACUCGAGCUAUAUUGCUUGAAGAAGCUAAGAAUGAGAUCAAAAUCAACACAUGCAUAUUGGCUCGUCGACAACUAGAAAAAAUAAAACGGCUACGAAAUGUCAAGGGAUGGAGAGUGCACCGGCUUGAUGCGACGGAGGCAUUCCGAAAAUGCGGCGAAGAGGGGGAAGAAGCGUGGGAGAAGCUGGUGGUAGGACCGAGCACCAUGAUCGUGGGUCGAUUUUUGUACAAUUUUGGACCUAAAGUCUAUGGCGAUGUGACAGUCACGAGAGCAGCGGCGAUGGGGACGGCCAUGGCAGCUGCAAGUCACUAG
Messenger RNA from Ilex paraguariensis (yerba mate), 981 nucleotides. NCBI's taxonomy places the organism in Eukaryota, Viridiplantae, Streptophyta, Magnoliopsida, Aquifoliales, Aquifoliaceae. The record is from the annotation of a GenBank genome assembly.